Messenger RNA from Pungitius pungitius (ninespine stickleback), 2165 nucleotides. It is a transcript of the gene ssc4d, whose product is annotated as scavenger receptor cysteine-rich domain-containing group B protein. The transcript has 10 exons. Gene Ontology annotation, cellular component: terminal bouton; membrane; dendrite. The record is from RefSeq and is a predicted model, not a curated record. The coding region runs from base 13 to 1833 and encodes 606 amino acids. Lineage: Eukaryota; Metazoa; Chordata; Actinopteri; Perciformes; Gasterosteidae.
AGUCAGGCAGCCAUGCGAGGUCAGCGUGUGGUGGAGAGCAAGCGCAGGUGCUGGAACCCAGCCGUCUGGCUCCUGCUGUCCCUGCUGGGGUCCGUCGUCUUGGUGGCCGUCUCUGUGCUGCUGCGACUCGGAGACUUGAAAAUAAGCAGAAGGGCUGUAAACACCAAUGGCGUGCAAACCCCCGUGAGGAUGCCGUACCAAGGUAAGCAUGUGGCCGCUUAUCUCUCCAAAGUACAACUAGUGAAUGGACGUAGCCGGUGUGAGGGUAGAGUGGAGGUGUUCUACAAUAACUCAUGGGGCACUGUCUGUGACGACGACUGGGAUAUGGUGGACGCCAACGUGGUGUGCCAGCAGCUGAGCUGCGGAGUGGCCGUGGCGGUGGGCAGCAGCUCUCAGUUCGGACAAGGCUCAGGGCUCAUCCUGCUGGACAAUGUGGACUGCAGAGGGAGUGAAGCGGACCUCAGCCAGUGCCGCAGCCUGGGCUGGGGCGUCCACAACUGUUACCACUACGAGGACGUGGGCGUUACGUGCAGAGGUAAAUUCUUUACGCCACUUCUAAAGCCUAGUGUGGCAUCCAUGCAGGUGGCACCGUGCGACCCUUAUAAUUCCCUCCCUCUCCAUCUUGGUUUAGGAGACGGCACUAUCCGUCUGGUGAAUGGACAGAAUGCCUGUCAGGGCCGGGUCGAGGUCUACUACCAGGGAGCCUGGGGGACUGUGUGUGAUGACGACUGGGCCCUCAACAAUGCCCGGGUGGUCUGCCAACAGAUAGGCUGCGGCAGUGCCCUCUAUGCACACACCAACUCCUUCUUUGGCUAUGGAACCGGUCGAAUUAUCCUGGACAAUGUUAACUGCCAAGGCACAGAGCAGGACCUGUCUAGGUGCAAAAGCCUGGACUGGGGCAAACACAACUGUGGCCACCAUGAGGAUGCUGGAGUUACCUGCACCGGAUCCACCACUCUACCUCCUUUGGCAACAGAAAACAAGAGAGGGCUUUUGGUAACAUAUGACACUCAAGCAACAGAAAACAUUCCAGUCACCACAAGACCAACUCCGACGACGGUUACCACAACUGCCCUGACAAAAGGCACACCAGCCGUCCGCGUGAUGAACGGUAACAGUAGCUGCCAGGGCCGCGUGGAGGUCCUCUACAACAAUAUUUGGGGCACGGUGUGCGACGAUGACUGGGACAUGCUCAACGCCGUGGUGGUGUGCCGUGAGCUGGGCUGCGGCCCAGCCAUCACGUUCAAGGCCCAGGCCUACUUCGGCUACGGUUCCGGUCCGAUCUUGCUGGACAACGUGGAUUGCAUCGGCUCUGAGCGGCAGCUGUCCAACUGUCGCCACCUGGGCUGGGGUCAGCACAACUGCGGCCACCACGAGGACGUCGGGGUUAUCUGUGCACUUGUGGGAUUGGCCCAUUUUCCUCUGCUUCCCUCAGCUUUCGAAUUCUUGAGUGCAAAUAGCCGUGACUUCCAAGUGACAGAACGCAUGCCUUCCACCACAAGGCCUCCCUCUGAAGGAAUGGUGAGGCUGGUGGGGGGCCAGCACCGAUGCGAGGGUCGGGUCGAGAUGUACUCAAAUUCCGGAUGGGGCACGGUGUGCGACGAUGCCUGGGACCUCCCCGACGCUCGGGUGGUGUGCCGCCAGCUGGGCUGUGGCCAGGCCGCGGCGGCUCGGCCGGAGGCGUUCUUCGGGCCCGGCUCGGGGACAAUCCUGCUGGACAAUCUCAAGUGCAGCGGCGCUGAGGCCUCCCUGCAGGAGUGCUCCCAUAUAUCCUGGAAUGUGCACAACUGUGACCACUCCGAAGAUGCCGGCGUCACCUGCUCGCUGUCGUGAUUUCAGCAAAGCCAGGCUCUCGUCUCCACCACGGGCAGGAGGCGGGCAUACCAACCUGGCACUUGUAUAUUAUUAUGUAAAUAACAGCUUCCACAUUGCUAAAGGAAUACUCCCCCACCACCAACGUGCAAAAUAACUAAUGUGACGAUAUAUAAUGACAUACUAUAAACUAUCUAUGCCUAUUAAGCACUUUAUAAAUAAAUAUGAUAUUUGAAAAACAAAGCUUUCAACUGUCCGACUCACUCUUAAUCGACCCGAAACGUUUUAAAUAUCUACUGUAAAUGGGAUUCGUUGAUGAUUAGCUGAACACAAGUGGAAGUCUCUGUUAUUAA